This is a messenger RNA of Tachyglossus aculeatus (Australian echidna), 927 nucleotides long. Its product is annotated as ES1 protein homolog, mitochondrial-like. The transcript has 4 exons. Bases 57 to 737 code for a protein of 226 amino acids. Lineage: Eukaryota; Metazoa; Chordata; Mammalia; Monotremata; Tachyglossidae. The record is from RefSeq and is a predicted model, not a curated record.
GUGCCCGAAGACAAGCCCGGCUGCGUGCGUUCGGGAGGUGCGGCCGAGGAGGCGCCAUGGGGCGGCCCCGGGUGGCCGUGGUCCUGGCGGGCUGCGGGGUGUUCGACGGCAGCGAGCUGCACGAGGCCUCGGCCGCCCUGGUGCACCUCAGCCGCGGCGGGGCCGAGGUGAAAAUAUUUGCCCCCAAUAUAGAGCAGAUGCACGUAGUUGAUCACUUUCGAGGAAGCCCAACAGAGGAGAAAAGAAACGUGUUAGUCGAAAGUGCCAGAAUUGCACGCGGCGAGAUUCAAGAUUUAGCGGAUCUGAAAGUCAGUGAAUUUGACGCCGUCAUUUUACCUGGUGGAUUCGGCGUAGCAAAGAACCUGUGCUCCUGGGCCGUGGAGGGCAAAGACUGCACCGUCAACAGCCUGGUGAAGUCUACCCUUCAAGCCUUCCACGGCGCCAAGAAACCCAUGGGCUUAUGCUGCAUCUCUCCAGUGCUCGCGGCCAAAAUCUUCCCGGGCUGCGAGGUCACAGUGGGUCAUGAGAAAGAUGUGGACGGAAGGUUCCCCGAUGCCGAGACAGCCAGUGCCAUAAAAGAGCUUGGAUGCAAACAUGUGUGUAAAGAUGUGAGCGAAUCCCACGUGGACCUGGCCAACAAAAUCGUGACCACUUGCGCCUUCAUGUGCAAAGCCCCGCUGCAUGAAAUUUUUGAUGGGAUAGGUACAAUGGUGAGAGAAGUCUUAAAACUAGCCUGAUUGUCCCGGGGAUCCUUCCCACACCGCACGCGAACGGCUUACCCGUUUCCGUGAAAGAUGUGGAUGUGUUUGACCGUUCCAAUAAAACAUUCAGUCGUAAUCGGGUGAAUUCCUCGCCAUGCUAUCUGGCCGGAAAAUGAUUGCAAUGUCCUGUUGACCCCAGUGUAAUUAAAUGGCCACUGGCAAUUCA